AUGUCUUGUGGACUGCGUCAAGCUGAACGAUUUGUUAAGGCUGAACGGCUGCAACAAAACAAGAAUCAGCUGUCGUCUUUUGGUGAGAUCGCUCUUGAAUCUUGUUAUCAUAUACUUGCAUACGAAAUCAAAUUGUUCACAACAAACGAAAUAUUUUCAUCUAAGCGGAUUGCAGAACCUGAAGAUAUGGAGAGGUUGUCUGUCCCGGCCAACCUGCUCUCCUCGUCUCCACCAAUCGGCUGCUUCCUCGGCCACCUUCCCAUUCGUACCCACUCGUCGAUCUGCCAUACAAUAUCCUUUCGCCCUCUUGUCAAGCCAACUUUGUUUCAGCUUUUUACAAGUAGGCUGCUCCAGACUUCUGUUAAUUACGCCAAACGAAGACAAUGCCUUGAAUGGGAAUUCAGGCGAAACAAUGCUUCACAAGACAGGGUGGCAGACGAGCAUAGUUUGCUCGGCUCUGACCCUGUUUAUCCUCACUUGGUACCACGGUUGAAUGUACCUGAGAGGGGUUUUGUGUCCGCAUGCCUGUUCACCGACCCGAUGGCCAACAUCUCGUCAGCUCGAGUUCACGACAACUGCCGGCUGUACUCUUAA
Messenger RNA from Protopolystoma xenopodis, 594 nucleotides. Lineage: Eukaryota; Metazoa; Platyhelminthes; Monogenea; Polystomatidea; Polystomatidae. The record is from the annotation of a GenBank genome assembly.